Messenger RNA from Eleginops maclovinus (Patagonian blennie), 3144 nucleotides. RefSeq names its product interactor of little elongator complex ELL subunit 2 (gene ice2). NCBI's taxonomy places the organism in Eukaryota, Metazoa, Chordata, Actinopteri, Perciformes, Eleginopidae. Gene Ontology annotation, cellular component: transcription elongation factor complex. The record is from RefSeq and is a predicted model, not a curated record. Gene Ontology annotation, biological process: snRNA transcription by RNA polymerase III; positive regulation of transcription by RNA polymerase III; snRNA transcription by RNA polymerase II.
AAGAAUGUCACCUGGCCAACGUUAGUUAGCUUGCUAACACAUGUGGCUAACUCAUAUUUACAGUAGCGUCAAUGAUAUUAUUUACGCAGACCUCUGUUUAGUGUGCACAUAAUGGAGAUAGUAUGGGAGGACCCCCCAGUCCCUGAUGCUCCUUUCUUUACCAAAGAUCUCUAUGACAAAUAUUCACUUUCACCCAAUAUAAGAGAGCUGUGGGAGUUUCUUCAAAGUCCUGUACAGAACAUAAAACAGGAUCAUGGGACUUCAGAAGCAUCCUCCUCCUCUUCUUCUAAAAAAGAUGCUGCAGCCUUUAAAGGCAACAGUUGCAUCAGCAAGAGUGAAUCCUGUUCGGAGAGCUGUGAUGGUGACGAUCCGUGUGCAGAUAUUGAUGUGCAGGGUGCAACAGAAUGUAAGGAUACAAAGAAAUCGAGAGUCAAGCUCCAUCAGAUUAAGAAUGAGGCAGGUGCUGUUUACCCUGAACCCAGACUGCCCUUCCCCUGUCUGUCCAGCCUGUCUGUCAAAGACCAGAAGACUUAUCUUGGCUUUUUGAUGAGUAAGAAAGCGAGUGAUCCUCCACAGAACUUGCAGGCACGUGUGAACAGUGAAGUGAUGCAGUUCAUGAGGUACCUGCAAGAUGUGGCAAAAAUAUGUGCUGACGACUAUAACUUCAUAACACCGGGAGCCAUGCAAUAUUCAGAGGAGUUCUUUGGGGGGUGUUUGGAGCAUAUAAGGACGUUUCCUGAGCUCUACCAGAUCUAUGAGAUGACUAGUCUGACCGGGGGAACAUUCAACCCUGGGCUGAAGCUGACCUUUGAGAAACAGCUGCUGAUCAUGGGCAAUGUGGAUAUUACAGACCACACGAUGGUGCCUGCUGAUGCACAGCUUGCAUCGGAUUAUCAGAGUGUUUCAUCACAGAAUCCUCCAGCUAAAAAAGCCAAGGACAUGCACGCUACAAUCAGCGGUGAUGUUAAUGCCAGCAGCCUGUGUGCUCGUUAUGAGCCUCACGUGUGUCUCACUCGAGACGCCCUAGUAAAGCUGCUAGAUAACCAUGGCCCUGACUUUGCAGAGCAAUGGGAAUUGCCUGUUUGGAUCAAGUCAAACCCAGGAGAAGGGAGUAAACAGAAGAAGACUGUGUAUAUAGACUCACCCCUUCUGAAGACUGAGAUGACGAUGAGAAGGAGCCAUGUCUUCCAUGAGGAGAGUUUGAAGCUCUCCAUCAAGAAGAAUGGAAGUAAAAAUGUCUUCCAUUUAUUGACGGAGCUUCGUGAGGAUGAGCAGCAACUCUGUGAGAGCUCAAAAAGAAAUGUAGUGUCUUGUGAAAACAGCGGUCUUGACUUUGAGGUGGACCUUACUGACCUGGAGACAUUUGGGGAGACGAAACCUAUUAAAACCCCAAAGACGGCAAAAGGGAAGUAUGAGCAAGAUGCAUGUGUUAAAAGAACAAAAGCUUCACUUUCUGCUCCUUCAACUGAUACUAAACGUUCAAGUAAGCAUCCUGCAAACGCUAGCAGCAGUUCACAAGAAGAGAUGGACACCUCGUUGGCAGGUGAGGAUGAUCCCGUCACAGAGGAGAGAACUCAGCCAGUUGUGAAGGAAGCCAUUGCACCAAAAAGUGAAGAAAUGAGACCGGAUUCUGCUCAGGAGUGUGACGAAGACUCACCUUUUAUGAGAGACUCUGAUGAGGAAAAUUUGGUCAUUGAUGACUCUGUGUCUUCUGCUAAUACACCAGUCCAUGCAGACCCCCCCGCAUCUGAUUCUCUAAAUUCAGAGUGUUCUUCCCCUGAAAAAGCAACAAAGCAGAAACGACAAUCCAAAAAAGCAAAGGUAUCCGGCGACCAGUUGGGCGACAUCCUGCGCAUGCAGACAGCCAUGUUCAAAUGUGGCAGUGACACGGCCAAAAGCUCCCCCGUAUCCCAAGAGAUUAACUCACCCAUCCGAGGUGGGGGACCCUCAGUUCACUCCCAUCCUACGUCUCUGGUUAAGCCCAGUGUGUCUUCAUAUUUGGAGAGAAACCACAACCAGGAUGGAGGGAGCUGCUCUGCUUCAGGGGUCAACAGUUCCAAUACAGAGCACAAAAAGCUACUGUCAGAAGACCUGCAGGCUGGUGCAGAAGAUGAGCAAGAUUACGUUGCUCCAGAAGAAGGCAACCUGUUCUACAAGCUGUACAGCGUGCAGGACCUGCUGCUCAUGGUGCGAAGCUCUGUGUCACUGACCCACACCAAGAGAGUGGGCCAAAACGACCAAAACCAGCAUGUGCCAGUGCAUAUCUUGCCCAAGCUGGAGUACCAGUUGAGUUAUGGUGUGGAGUGUCUGAACAGCAGUGAGGCCUGCCAGCUGUGGACCGAGACAUUGCUCCACUCCAGCACUGUGCCCUGCAUAGCUCACAUCAAUGCGCUCACAUCAAAAGUCGCUCUGCUCAGAAAGCUGCCCGACAACUGGAAACAGAGCAUCUCCUGUGGGUUCAAGCCUUCGAAGUCUCUGAAUAUUCUGCACCACCUACUGAAAAAGCUAACUGGGUUAGAGGAAGGACGGUACCUGAUUGCGCACAAGGCAGGGGAACCGUUUGUGACCCUAUUAAAAGUGGCUAAUGGGAAAGUGAGUCAGGGGGUAUACAACCUGCAGCAGGUCCACAGCUCCGUCCCUCAGCCCCCGACCUCCGGCCUCUUCCCCUGGAUACCUGUUGAUCCAUCUGUGGUGCUGCCCUUCCACCAGAAACACGGACGUGUCCCCUGCACCUUCCCGCCAAAACCCUUUGUGCAGACAGGGAAACAGGCGUCAUCGCCCUCGCAGUACAACAACCGUGGAGCUGGAUGGGCAAAGAACAACCCGAACACAGGAGGCAACUUGAAGAGAAAUCAAAAGAAACGUGCAGCCAAGCGUAACAGGUUUAUUAAAAACCUACUUCAGAAGUCCGUUUAAAGUCCCAUUCAAAAGGAUUUAAUAUCAAGAGGAGCUGAACCUGUACUGCUAAGGAAAUGAAAGCCCUGAAAUCAGUUCAUACUGGUAUUAUAUUAAGACUUUGAACAUAAAUGUGAACGUUUAAGCACUUUAAGAGCAGAAUCUAUAACUUUCUUUAUAUUCUAUUUUUGUACAUUUUGGUCAUUAUAUUUUGUGAAAACAGAUAAAUAAUAAACGUUGUCUAAGAAA